Molecule: messenger RNA, 5681 nt
Organism: Cricetulus griseus (Chinese hamster)
Lineage: Eukaryota; Metazoa; Chordata; Mammalia; Rodentia; Cricetidae
Source: RefSeq, a predicted model, not a curated record
GACCCCAGGAAGAAGCCAUGUCUACUUGGGGGCUUGCUUCCUCCACUCCUGACCGCUUUGCGGUGUCUGCGGUCGCCGAGAACAAGGUUCGGGAGCAACAGGCUCGCUUGGAACGCAUUUUCAGCGUGGGAAUGAGCGUCCUCUCCAAAGACUGCCCAGAGAACCCUCAUAUCUGGCUGCAGCUUGAGGGCCCGAAGGAGAAUGUCUGCAGAGCCAAGGAAUACCUGAAGGGGCUCUGCAGCCCAGAACUGCAGAGUGAAAUUCGUUACCCACCCAGACUGCACUGCGUCUUUCAGGGAGCCCAAGGCUUCUUCCUUGACUGCCUGGCAUGGAGCACGUCUGCCCACCUGGUGCCCCUGGUUCCUGGCUCUCUGAUGAUCAGUGGCCUAACUGAGGCAUUUGUGAUGGCUCAGAGCCGGGUGGAGGAGUUAGUGCAGCGGCUGAGCUGGGAUCUUCAGCUGCCGUCUUAUUCUGGAGUCUCUGCCAGUGCUGGAGUGCUGAGAGACUUCUCUGCUCUGCUGCAGACUAGGAAGGAUGCCUACACAGAGGCCCUGCUGCAGCUGCCCCUGGCUGUCCAGGAGGAGCUCCUAAGCCUCGUACAGGAGGCAUCCAGAGAGCAUGGUUUGCAGGCACUGCCCUCUCAUGAGCAGGGGAGCCCAGACCUGUUGAGUGCUCAGUUCCAGGGAGUUAGGGCUCCCUUGAACAAAGGUGGGGAAUCCCCGGGCACUGGAAUGGUGGGGUGGGGAGAGUCAAAGGCAGCAAGAGGAGAAAGUCAUUCUGCGGAGAAGGAGGGAAGGAAACAGGAUGCUGUCAGGGACAUGCAUUCAGGGCAGAAGGAUGCAUCUGGGGAAGAGGACUGGGAGAGAGGAGUGGCUUUCAAGUCACAGCCAGCAGGUGGAGGAGCAGAGGAGGUAGUGCCUUUGAAGGGAAAGGCUUUGGGUAAGGAGGAGGUUCCUCAGCAGAGAGGAGGGUUCAGUAUGCAGGGUGAACCUUCUGGUGCCCCUGUGCCCACUCAGAGGGCAGCUCAAACUCGAGGAGCCUCUCUCCUCCAGCGGCUCCAUAAUGGGAACACCUCACCGCCAAGAGUACCUAGCCCUCCAUCUGCGCCUGAACCCCCGUGGCCGUGUGGAGACCGAGAUCGGGGAGACAGGGGAGACAAGCAACAGGCUGGGGCUCGAGGUCGAGGGUCUCCAUGGAAACGAGGCACUCGAGGGGGCAACUUGGUGACUGGCACACAGCGUUUCCAGGAAGCCUUACAGGAUCCUUUCACCCUGUGCCUUGCCAAUGUGCCUGGCCAGCCAGAUCUCCGUCAUAUUGUCAUUGAUGGCAGCAAUGUGGCCAUGGUGCACGGCCUCCAGCACUACUUCUCAAGCCGGGGCAUUGCUCUUGCCGUGCAGUACUUCUGGGAUCGUGGGCACCGUGACAUAACUGUCUUUGUGCCUCAGUGGCGCUUCAGUAAGGAUUCCAAGGUCAGAGAGAGUCACUUCCUGCAGAAGCUGUACUCCCUGAGUCUGCUUUCCCUGACACCCUCACGAGUCAUGGAUGGCAAGAGGAUUUCUUCCUAUGAUGACAGGUUCAUGGUGAAGCUGGCUGAAGAGACGGAUGGGAUCAUUGUCUCCAAUGACCAGUUCCGGGAUCUGGCGGAGGAGUCUGACAAGUGGAUGGCGAUCAUCAGAGAGCGCCUGCUGCCCUUCACCUUUGUGGGAAACCUCUUCAUGGUCCCAGAUGACCCACUGGGGCGAAAUGGCCCCACCCUGGAUGAGUUCCUGAAGAAGACAGUCAGGAAACAGGGCUCUGCUAAGACUCCCCAGCCCUCCAGGGGCCCCACAGACCAUGGUAAUCAGCAGCAGGGGAAGCAGGGGAAGGAAGAGGAGAGAGGCAGUGGUGGUAUCCGCAAGACCCGGGAGACAGAGCGGCUCCGGCGCCAGCUGCUGGAGGUGUUUUGGGGUCAGGACCACAAGGUGGACUUCAUCCUGCAGCGGGAACCAUACUGCCGGGAUAUUAAUCAGCUUUCUGAGGCCCUGCUGAGUCUCAACUUUUGAGCCUUACUUGCCUGCAUAGCUGCUGCCCUAUCAGACUCAGCUCCCCCAGCCCAGCCCCUUCUUUACAGUCCUCUGCUGCUCAAACUGUGCAUGGAUCCCUCUAAGGUGGUACUCUGGCUGGAGGAAGCACCAGAGAAGAGAUCUGAGUGUGGGAAUACUCUUGCCUCUGGGGUACUUGAGGACAGGUCCAUAGAGUGACUCAACCCGAGUCAGGACCACUUUAAUCAGAGUUAACUGCUCAACCUCGUCUUUGCAGAGGGUUUCUAUAGGCUGUAGAGGCUCUUCAUGAAGACCGAGACCGUCGGCCUCACCUCCAAGUUAAAAUGAGGUGGAGACUAGGGUAAGCUGGAGGUGGCAAAAGGCUGAGGUGAGGAAGAAAGCCCCCCCAGGCUGCUCUUCUGAGUGGCUGUUCAGGCUGAGCUGUCUGGGUUCUGAAGGGCCGUAGUGCUGUGUGGGCUGUUGGAGGGACAGCAGAGACAGACCCACAAGGCAGAGGGGGGUACCGGGCUUCCAGUCUCAGUUGUGCUCUGCUUGUGAUCUUGGCAGAGUCGCUUGGCCUUUACUUAUGUCUAUACAUCAGGUAUAGAAAUAACCUUUGAGAGGAGGAAUGAGAACACAGAGGAAGCUUCUGUGAGGAAGUGAUCUUGGAUCAUGUCUCAGGUGUGUCUGCCUGUGUCUGCAUAGGCUCCCUAACCAAAAGUUCCCAUUCAGAGAUGUCCACAGUCCAUACCCUCAGUUUUAACACUGGGUUUCCAAUAGAACAUGCCCUGUAAUGGCUGCAUCCUUUCCCAGCAACCUUCAAAACAAAAUAGUUGUUAGGGUUGAUUGUUGCAUUACCUAAAUACUCUCAGGGUUCCUAGAAGUGGCAGCUGGUCAGCUGCAUUCAGCUGUUAGUUUACAGAUUCACAAAUGUGUCAGAAUGGCCCUGGUUAAAUCCUCUCUCUAGUGUUGAGUGUAUUCACCAAAUUCAUGAAGCCAUGCUUUGCAUCGACAAUGUUAAUGGGAUCUAUCUAAUAUUUCUUCUAUGAAAGAUGUAGGUUGCAUUCAGCAAGACACACUACUACUUUGUGUGUAUGGUGAAGGAACUAUUAUCUAGCAAGUGGAAGCUGAAUCAUCCGAGUUGAAAGAUACCUGAUUGGUCACAGAUAAACUCUACGGACCUAUCAUGACCAACUGUUUACAUCCCAAUCCCCACAAGUUAUUGUUUUGUAUCUGCUUGAUUCCUGGCCAGGGAAUUUACUCUCUGCAAGGUGGCACAUUCCUGACCUGGAUGUAUAGUUUUUCCCGGAGAUUUUCCUCUAGUGCAGCCUAACAAGCUUCUGUUACUAUUACUUUCCCCAGGAAUGACUGAGAGCUAGCCAGCUUCUCAGAUAAAGAGGUAAGGCAGGUACUUCUGGGUUCAGUUCUGUUUGGAACCUGUAGUGAGUUCCUGAAUUAGAUUCUUUUCUGGCUGGCUUACUCCAAGUGACAGAGAGGUGACUGUGUAUGGAACUCAGUGAUCAGGGAGAGGGUCCCUAGGUCCCAGUGUCUGCCUGUUUCAUUGGCCAUUUUCAUCUUUACACCAGACUGACUCAGGCUGGGGCAGCCAUAUUGGAGACAAGUUGAUCAGGAAAUGACAAUGACUCUUCUCAGUGUCCAGGAAGCAAAGAGAAUGGUCUGAACUGGUUGCUGGUAGACAUGCUUUUCAAGUUUGUGAUUGGUUUCUUGCUCUUUUUGCUUGUUGUGAUGGUGGGUGUACAGAAAGCCAGAAUUGGCUUCCUUUUUAUGCUGUGGGCCCUGGAAGGCCAAAGUGUUCCCAAGCGGAUGAGAGACAGAUCCUAGGUUUAUAGAGGGACAUUGGCUUUGUGUUACUGCAGUAUGAGGUGGGGCCGGCAUGUGUUUAUUAUAUUAGUUCACUGGCACUGGGUGAAACCGUGAGGCUAACCUACAGGACCCUUUUUCCAAUUUUGCUGGCAUCCUCCAAACAGGUGGUUAGGGUGGCACCAAAGCUCACUGGAAAUGAUCCUCAAAUGUAUUUAUUGUCUUUAACCUUUGUCACAGCUCAUGUCUCACUAGCUCGUGGGGAGAGAGACUGAAUAUAACAACAGUCAGAACCUCAUUUAGGAAGGAGAGCCAUCUAGGUAAUAGUCCUUAAGAUCAAUUCCAGGAGAAUCUAAGCCAAAGAGACAGCUGAAUCCAGUGAUAGAAUUUAUUGCCGUAACUGUAGAGUGUUUUCUACACAGCAUAUGGAGAACUGGGGCAACAGUGUGACACACAGAAACCACAAGAAGUUGAAGAGGUUAAGGUUGGAAUGUGAUGACAACCUUGACUGGAGUUCUCAAAUAGAGGUGAAACAACAACACAGGGAGAAAGGGGGGGAGGAGUCUAAGAUGGCUUCUGCCCUCAGAACAAGGCUUACCUGAACCAAUUCUCUGUAUGAGGAACAGGCCUCAGCUCCUGCCUUGGGGCCCUUCUCUAUUUAGGCUACAAUAUCUUUCAAGGCAGCCCCCAACUCUGGGAAGGAAUACUGGUAGCCAGUGGCCAGCGUCCGCCGUGGGACCACUUUCUGGCCUUCCAACAGCAUGGUGGCACGCUCUCUUCCAAAGACUGCUUGUACCACAAUGCUGGGGACAGGUAUGAAGGCUGGGCGGCCCAGGGCAGCACCCAAGGCCUGGGCAAAUUCAGCAUUGGUAGUGGUAGAUGCUGGGGCCACUCCAUUCAGGACUCCUUGGACGUGGUUUGCUUCAAGGGCAUGAAUCAGAAUUCCUGCCAGGUCACCAAUGUGUAUCCAGGGGAAGAAUUGGUGACCUGAACCAAUGGGGCCUCCUAGGCCCAGGCGGAAGGGCAGAAGCAUUUGGCCGAUGGCACCACCCCCACGGCCCAGCACAACCCCUAAAGUAGGCAAGAGGGGUAGUUCAGGAAGGUUGCUUAACCUUGGAAAUCUGCACUACUCUAUGUCUCUUCUCCCUUCCUCACUUUCUUCCCACGUGGCUAUGGAGUGGAUCUUGGGACUUUCCCUCUGUGUUAGUUAGACUGAUGAUGUUCUCUCACUGGAAGCUCAGCCCUCCUCAGCCCAGAAAUCUUCCACUUUGCCUGGAUCCCAGGCACUUGGUCCUCACCUGAACGCACCACAACCUGGCGUGUAGACUCUCCAGGUAGCCUGGCUGCUUCUUCCCAUUUGGUUACCAGGUUGGAGAAAAAGUCAAAGUUCCCUCCUGGGCUGUCUUCAUCAUACUCCUCAGUUGGGCUUGGCUUGUAGUAAGCUGCCAAGGGAGAAAACUUGUUUGCUUGGCUGGCCCCGUCCUUCUGGGCCCUUUGCAGCUAAGGGCUCCCUAGCUUUAUUCUUUUGACCCUUUGGGUCUCCACAGGAGAAGAAAGAUCCAUGAAUUUUCCCCUUGAGCUUCUCCAUGUAUUCCUGCCUGGAAGUCUAGCCUUUGGCUGUCAGGCUGCACCCAGAGGCUGCUAGCUUGUAGACGUUAGGGACAGAAAUCUGGGGGCCAGGCUGCUUGAGCUCCACCAUCCCUGCUAUCUGUGACUUUCUGGCAAGUUACUUCUCUGUAUGAACAAUCUGCAAUUCAAUAUAGGAGUAACUGUACCUACCUCAUAAGGUUGUUGCAAGGAUUAAAUAAUAUAAAUGUAUAAAAUACUUAGUAUAGUGGC